Messenger RNA from Penicillium pulvis, 1290 nucleotides. RefSeq lists its product as uncharacterized. The transcript has 4 exons. Lineage: Eukaryota; Fungi; Ascomycota; Eurotiomycetes; Eurotiales; Aspergillaceae. Gene Ontology annotation, biological process: transmembrane transport. Gene Ontology annotation, molecular function: transmembrane transporter activity. The coding region runs from base 1 to 1290 and encodes 429 amino acids. The record is from RefSeq and is a predicted model, not a curated record.
AUGGGCGAUACAAUGCCUAUAGGUUACAAAUGGCGCUCUUCAACAUGGUUCAUUGUCACGACUGUUGCGAUCGCCUUGUUUAGUGAAACAUUCCUUUACGGUUUUCUUGUCCCCAUCCUAGGCCAUAUGCUCCGAACUCGACUGCAUAUCGAUUUCUCUAAGAUUCAAGAGUUUACUUCUGCUGUUCUCGCCUUAUAUGGCGCUGCCGCGGUCAUCUCCGGUCCUAUUAUCGGACAUUUCGCUGAUAAGACCUCUAAUCGCAAAAUUCCAUUGUUACUAUCUCUCAUCGGUUGCAUUUUAGGGACUGGUAUGGUUGCUGGCGCCUAUUCCGUCACUGUACUCUUCAUAGGUCGUGCGUUGCAAAGUGUCUCUGGGUCUGCGGUGUGGAUUGUCGGUCUUGCAACCGUCGCGGAUGCCGUCGACCAAGAUAAAAUGGGCAGAGUGAUGGGGGCGAUGAACUCCUUUGUCAACUUUGGAAUGAUUAGUGGGCCUGUGGUCUCCGGGUUACUGUUGGAUAUUGCUGGAUACUGGAUAACCUGGUCGGUUCCACUGCUGGUUUUGUCUCUAGACCUUAUGGCACGUCUGUUGAUGGUCGAGCGUACAUUGGAGCUUUCUUCGAAACCUGAAGAUACAACCGAGACCACUAGCCUUCUUUCUUCGGAGGGAAACCCUCCAACUCCAUCCACAACAGAUAGCUUCUGGCGCAUUUUGUUAUGUGACAGUCGUGUGCUCGCGGUCUUGCUCGUUACAACCACAAGCGCAGCCGUUGGCACCAGCUUCCAUGCGACACUUCCCCUGUACGUGCAGGAGACUUUUGGAUGGAAGUCAGGUUCUGUUGGUCUGAUGUUUUCUUGUCUCAUCUUUCCGAGUCUGGUGAUUAGUCCCCUCGCGGGAUGGGUCCGUGACCGUGUCGGGGUUAGAAUGCCUGCCGUAGUAUCGUUGAUCCUACAGGCAGGGGCGCUGGGCAUGCUGGGUAUUGGCGGGAACGAUCAAUUCGCCUGGGCUAGCAUUCAUAAUCGCGGCGAGAUACUUUACAUAUUGUCUAUUAUUGCUAUAGGUACAUUACGGCCGUUCGUUUCUAAUAUCGGAACCGUUGAACUAGCCGGGAUCGUCAAAGCGCACCAGGAAAAGUCACCCGGUAUAUUUGGGCCAGAGGGGGGUCUUUCCCGUGUAUUCUCCAUGACUGAUGUUGCUACUUCUCUUGGAAUGGCUAUUGGCCCUGUCGUCAGUGGUUCCCUGAAAGAGUUGGUAGGCUAUACAUAUAUGAAUUGGACGUGCAGACUGCUCUGA